Ilex paraguariensis (yerba mate) is the source of this 1382-nucleotide messenger RNA. NCBI's taxonomy places the organism in Eukaryota, Viridiplantae, Streptophyta, Magnoliopsida, Aquifoliales, Aquifoliaceae. The record is from the annotation of a GenBank genome assembly.
UUACGGAGAGAAAGAUAAGGGCUUUGCUUGAAUCUUCUUCAAUACGAGUGUUUGAUCUUCUUUAUUAAAAACAGUUCACAGUUGUUACUUGCAUUUAUAGGUGCCUUCCAACAUCCUAUUAUUUUGUGAGGUAGUCUUGACAAAUUACAAACCCUAGAAGGCUAGGAUACCUCGUUGUUGUCUGGAUUUUUUGUUCUUUUUUUAGGUAAAUCAUAGAUACACAUAUGCCCAUGUUUUAGAUUGCACAUCUGUUUAUCUUCUUUAUGCAAUUUCUUGUAUUUGGACCUUAUUUCUUGAUUACCCAGUUGGGUUCUUGAGGUUAUACAAGGGUUUUGUCGGAAGAACUUGAUAGUAUGAAAGGGGACAGAUUGGCUAAAAGGUGUUCUUUUGGAGGCAUAGUUAAGAGAAGGCUCUCGGACAUUACUAAUUCGCUGCCACAACCAAAAUCCCCUAUCAAUGUGGAAAAACCAUCGCUGAUAGAUUCUUCUGCUAAGGACUACAUUGACCAUCUCAUAAAGGAAAACAUGGCAUUGAUGAAACUUAUUGCAGACAAAAAUAAAAUCAUAGAAUUAAGUGGAAUUGAGCUUCAGAAGUUGCGAGUGAGUCUUCAGAAAUUGCAGCUGCAGAAUUGGAAUCUUGCUCAAUCAAACGGCCAUGUAUUAGCGGAACUCAAUUUGGGUAGGGAAAAGUUAAAAUCCCUACAGCAUGAGCUUGUGUGCAAGGAUGCCUCUCUUAAAGCAAAGAAUGUAGAAUUUGUGGGGCAAGGACAACUGAAGGGUCAAACGAAGGGGCCUAAGGAAGAAAAGGAUGCCAUAAAGAAACAUAUAUUGGGAGGUGAUAGCAAACCAUGUAACAGUAACAGAAGGCGCUCCGCUAGAAGUAAAUCUAUGGGCCAUUCAGCUACAUCUCAGCAAGCUGCAGGUGAAGAGACAACUGAGAGUAAAAGGCGUUGUCUAAGAAGGCAGUCUGCUGGUUAUAAAUCUCACAAGCAAGAACUUGUAGAAAACUUGUUUGAGAUAGAAGAUGCUAAAUUUCCAAUUGGUAGUCCAAUGCAUGAAGAUGGUCCAGCUCCGUCGGUUUCUUCUGUCAAGAAAGAAGACAAUGAUGAAAAAUCUACCCUCGGAUGUGAAGCUCGAGACUCAAAAAGAACCAUGGGAAGGCCAUUGCGUAAAGCAGCCGAGAAGGUUCAGUCCUACAAGGAAAUCCCUCUUAAUAUCAAAAUGCGGAGAGCAGGAUGAUCGUAGUCUACUUUGUGCUCACUCCCAUAUCAGUGAGUACUGGACACACAAGCCUGCAGAACCAUGGAUACUUUCCAUUGUCUUCCUGUGCUAUUGUUGUCUGUAUAUUAUGAAUUGUCUCUUUUACUGGAGAAGAGAUCAUCU